Molecule: messenger RNA, 3578 nt
Organism: Salvia hispanica
Lineage: Eukaryota; Viridiplantae; Streptophyta; Magnoliopsida; Lamiales; Lamiaceae
Source: RefSeq, a predicted model, not a curated record
AUGUCGAGCAAUUGUACAAUUGAUCAUUUACUUAAUCGAGAUAAAAUUGGGGAGGAAGAGGUAUUGUUAAACAUUGAAGAGGAGGAUGGGAUUGUAAAAACUUAUAAUCUAACCAACUUCGAGUGUGUCAAGGAAGCAGAGUUGGUCGACGACAUGUUUGUAAUUCAUCAUUUUCUUGAAUACUUGAAAGAAGAUGUUACAAUAGUAAACAUUCCUACAUAUGCUCUUGCUCGGUUCUACAGUGACAAUAUUUUUCCUCGGUUCAAAGAAAAACAGAUAAUGGCCUGGAUUACUUUUGUUUAUCGACUUGGGUAUGAUACUGUUCCUCAAGAUACCCAUAUGUUAAGGUGCAGAGUGAAUUGUAAUAUUUUGAAGUUUCUUCCUGAAACUGAAAAUAUGUUUGAUUUAAAUCGGUUGGGCAAUUCUAAGUAUUUCCUGGUUCUUCAAUUAUGGGUUGAGGAAGGCAUGGUGGAUCUUUCUUUAUGUGAUUUUGUGGGAACUGGAAUGGAGAUAGUUCUGAUGGUUAUAUACAGAUUUAACGAUUGGCCUCGGGGCUUCUCGUAUGCCUUCCAUCUUUGGGCAGGGUCUCUUCAGAAACAAAUGGAUAGACUUUGCCCUCUCAAACCCGGUGAGAUAGAGAUCAUGCGUCGUGCUGUGGGCUAUCCUAAAGACACACGAAUAUACGUGGCUUCUGGGCAUGUCUAUACUUUGUAUGAACACUCAUUUAUGUUUACGUUUGUUGAUCUUUAUGUUAAGGUGACUGCACUGCACUCUAAUCCCUCACGGGAAGUAUUCAAUGCCAAGAGACCGCCAUUAACUGUGAAAGAAACGGAAGAUGAUGAGACGAGAGAGAGGGAAACGGUCGAGGUAAAAGAGUCGAUCUGGACCAUGAAGGAUAAGUCUAUGCAGGUGUGUGUUGAAGGAGAUGAAACCCCACCUCAGAAUUUUGAGUUUAGCCCGGUUUGCAGUGGUUACACUUUGAUUCCAAUUGAAUUGGUUGACCCAAUAGCGGAGGAUUAUCUUGGAGAUGAGGUAAGCUCAAGGAUCAAGGGCAAGUUGGAUAUGGAAAAGGCUUAUGAUCGGAUGCAAUGGCCUUUUCUUCUCAAUGUUUUGAAAAGGAUGGGUUUCUCUGACAAGUGGAUACAACUUAUUGACCAUUGUAUAUCGCCUUGCUGGUUUUCUGUGUUGAUUAAUGGAUGCCCAGCAGGUUUUUUUAAGUCGACUCGGGGUCUAAGACAAGGUGACCCUAUUUCCCCUACUCUGUUCAUUCUUGCGGCAGAAUAUUUGUCAAAGUUGUUGGAUCAACUCAUUCUUGGAAAGAAAGAAAUGAUGUAUCGCACGGCUAGGUACACCAUGGGGGUCUCGCACUUAGCUUAUGCGGAUGACAUUAUUGUCUUCUCACAGGCACAGAGAUCUGCUGUGUUGAGCAUCUCGGAUUGUCUUGAGCAUUACAUGAAUGUGUCGGGACAGAAAGUAAAUGUGGGGAAAAGCUGCUUCUUCCUUGAUGAGAGGCAUAACACAUGGGCAACGGAGAUUAGUGAGCUAAGUAUUUGCUUCUCAUUUAUUCAGAUAGUCAUAUGGUCCAUAUUACCAGCAAUCAGAAGCUCGCAUGCUGAUCAUACAAACAAUGCCCUUGUGCUUAUUGUUUUGCUGCAAUACAUCCCCCGGUUGUAUCUCAUCUUCCCGUUGAGUUCUGAGAUCAUCAAAGCUAAUGGACUCGUCACAAAGACAGCAUGGGCAGGAGCUGCUUACAAUCUGGUGCUCUACAUGUUAGCAAGCCAUGUGUUAGGGGCUUCCUGGUACUUGCUGUCGAUUGAGAGACACGCAACGUGUUUAAAAUCUGCUUGCAGGGAUGAGUUCAACGGCAUUGGCUGCUCACUCCCUUUUCUCGAUUGUGGCACUUUGACCCAUAAUGACAGAGGAAGAUGGGUAAACAGCACACAGGUGUUCAAGAAAUGCAAUCCUGAUGACACCACCUAUUUUAAGUAUGGAAUAUUUGGAAACGCCAUUGCAAACAGCGUUGUGUCGUCUGGAUUUCGAGAGAAGUACUUCUACUGUUUAUGGUGGGGUUUGCAAAACUUAAGUUCCUAUGGCCAGACGUUGUCUACAAGCACGUUUAUUGGAGAGACUAUGUUCGCCAUACUCAUCGCCAUCUUGGGGCUUGUUCUAUUUGCUCAUUUGAUUGGAAAUAUGCAGACCUAUCUGCAAUCUAUGACUGUGAGGCUUGAGGAGUGGAGGCUCAGGCGUCGAGACACUGAGGAAUGGAUGAGGCAUCGCCAACUCCCGGAGGCUCUCCAACAGCGUGUGAGACGUUUUAUACAGUACAAAUGGCUUACCACAAGAGGAGUUGAUGAAGAAUCGAUCCUCCAUGCCUUGCCAAUAGAUCUCCGUCGUGAUAUUAAGCGCCACCUCUGUCUAGACCUUGUUCGUCGUGUCCCGUUUUUCUCCCAAAUGGACGAUCAGCUUCUUGAUGCCAUCUGUGAGCGUCUCGUCUCAUCCUUGAGCACCCAAGGCACCUACAUUGUCCGCGAGGGAGAUCCCGUCUCGGAGAUGCUCUUCAUCAUUAGGGGGGUGCUGGAGAGCUCGACCACAAAUGGAGGCCGGACAGGAUUCUUCAACUCGACAACCUUGAGGCCGGGUGACUUCUGCGGCGAGGAGCUGCUCGCGUGGGCGCUGCUCCCUAGGUCCACCCUAAACUUCCCUUCCUCGACACGAACAGUGAGAGCACUCAAUGAAGUGGAAGCAUUCGUGCUGAGAGCAGAAGACCUUAAAUUCGUUGCCAAUCAGUUCAGACGUCUCCACAGUAAGAAACUGCAGCACACUUUUAGAUACUACUCUCACCAUUGGAGGACGUGGGCUGCCUGCUUCAUUCAGGCUGCGUGGCGUCGCUGCAAGAAGAGAAUGAUGGCUAAAAACCUCAGCGUGAGUGAAUCGUUCUGUUUCUCACACGACGUGCAGUCAUCAGAAGAACAUGAUGGUGAAGAGGAAGAUGUACAGGCGGCAGCAGCAGCAGAUAAUUCUUGUCAGGUGCAACAAAACCCUGCAUCAAGGUUUGCAGCUAACACGAAGAGGGGAGCUCAGAAGGCCAACGAUUUGGAAAUGCAUAAGCUGCAGAAGCCUGAAGAGCCGGAUUUCUCAGCUGACGCUGAUGUUGAUGAGUGAUGAGAACUCGACUCUUUAACCACACACGCUGUUUUUAGUCUGCGUGGGAGGUGAUACAAUACGAUCGUCUUAGGUAUUCUUAUGAAGACUAGUAUUUAUAAUUGUUGCAUUGGCUUGAAUAUGAAUGUGGGGGUGCUUAGGCUACUAGUUUUGCAUAGGAAGUUCAUUGUAGAGGUCGCUUUCAGGGCGUAUGCUCCGUGUUUAUGUUUCAUCUCGUGUCUCAGUUGAUGGUGCUUCGUCUUAGACGACUGGCAAGCUGGGCGUGGUAAAGUUUAUAUUCGAGGUUUGGAACUGUAAUUUCCAUGGAGAUGGAACAUAAACAUAGAGAGAGUGUGACAGAUACUAGUGAAAUUUAUAAUUGUUGGAUAGUAGUGUAUGUGAUUAUUGUUAUUGCAGCAAUAUGUUGAUUCUUUACA